Messenger RNA from Chrysochloris asiatica (Cape golden mole), 1869 nucleotides. RefSeq names its product zinc finger and BTB domain containing 22 (gene ZBTB22). The record is from RefSeq and is a predicted model, not a curated record. NCBI's taxonomy places the organism in Eukaryota, Metazoa, Chordata, Mammalia, Afrosoricida, Chrysochloridae. Gene Ontology annotation, molecular function: protein binding; DNA-binding transcription factor activity, RNA polymerase II-specific; RNA polymerase II cis-regulatory region sequence-specific DNA binding. Bases 1 to 1869 code for a protein of 622 amino acids. Gene Ontology annotation, biological process: regulation of transcription by RNA polymerase II. The transcript has a single exon.
AUGGAGCCAUCUUCUCUGUCUCCCAGUGGGGCAGCCCUUCCCUUGCCCCUGUCACUGGCCCAGCCCCCACUGCCAGCAGCUGCAGUGGUACAUGUGUCUUUCCCUGAGGUGACCAGUGCCCUCCUGGAGUCCCUCAACCAGCAACGACUACAGGGCCAGCUCUGCGAUGUGUCCAUCCGAGUACAGGGCCGAGAGUUCCGUGCCCAUCGUGCUGUUCUGGCUGCCUCCUCCCCUUACUUCCAUGACCAGGUCCUACUCAAGGGCAUGACCUCCAUCUCACUGCCCAGCGUCAUGGAUCCAGGCGCCUUUGAGACUGUCCUGGCCUCUGCUUACACUGGCCGUCUCAGCAUGGCUGCUGCUGACAUUGUCAACUUCCUCACCGUGGGCUCUGUGCUCCAAAUGUGGCACAUUGUGGACAAGUGCACUGAACUCCUCCGUGAAGGCCGUGCCUCAGCCACCAUCAGCACCUCUACAGCGCCCUCAGCCACUGUCCCUGGUAGUGGGGCCCCAGCAGGGAGUGGGGGCACUGUGGCCCCCACUCCCGUGGGCUCUGUGCGUUCUCAUGCCUCCAGUCAGGCCAGUGAGAACCAGUCCCCGAGUAGCAGCAACUACUUCAGCCCUCGAGAGUCCACUGAUUUCUCCUCUUCCUCCCAAGAGGCAUUUGCAGCUUCUGCAGGGGGCAGUGGAGAGCGGAGAGGAGGGGGCACUGUAUUCCCAGCCCCUGUGGUGGGCAGUGGUGGGGCCACCUCUGGAAAACUGCUGCUGGAGGCGGAUGAACUGUGCGAUGAUGGUGGGGAUGGCAGGGGCGCGGUAGUCCCCGGGACUGGACACCACCGUCGGCCCUCCUACGCACCCCCCAGCAUCAUGCCGCAGAAGCACUGGGUAUAUGUGAAGCAGGGUGGAAACUGUCCAGCGCCAGCACCUCUGGUUCCCCAGGAUCCAGAUCUAGAGGAGGAGGAAGAGGAGGAGGACCUGGUGUUGACCUGUGAGGAUGAUGAAGAUGAAGAGCUGGGGGGUGGCUCAGGGGUCCCAGCAGGGGGAGGGCCUGAGGCUACUCUGAGCAUAAGUGAUGUCCGCACCCUGACUGAGCCUCCAGACAAGGGGGAGGAGCAGGUCAAUUUCUGUGAGUCCUCCAAUGAUUUUGGUCCCUAUGAAGGUGGGGGUCCUGGGGCUGGGCUGGAUGACUCAGGGGGGCCUACGACCUCCUCCUACACACCUUCCCACCCUCCACGGCCUCUGCUUCCCCUGGACAUGCAGGGCAGCCAGAUCCUAGUCUUUCCCUCAUCUUCACAGGCUUCAGGCCAACCACCAGGGAACCAGGCAGAGCAUGGGGCAGUGACGUUGGGGGGCACGUCAUCAGGGGGCUUAGGUGUACCAGGGAGCACUAGCGGGGCCUCUGGGGGGACAGGUGGUGGGGACGGAAAUAAGAUCUUCCUGUGCCACUGUGGAAAGGCCUUCUCACACAAGAGCAUGCGGGACCGCCAUGUGAACAUGCACCUCAACCUGCGGCCCUUUGACUGUCCCGUGUGCAACAAGAAGUUCAAGAUGAAACACCACCUGACCGAGCACAUGAAGACGCAUACAGGCCUCAAACCCUACGAAUGCAGUGUUUGCGCCAAGAAGUUCAUGUGGCGCGAUAGCUUCAUGCGCCACAGAGGACACUGUGAACGUUGGCACCGCCUGGGUGGGGCGGGGCCUGGGCCGCCCACUGGGUCAGUUGUACAGCCCAAGCGAGAGUCCCAUGGGGCAGGGGGCGGUAGUGGCGAUGAGACGAGUGGGGCCACACCGCCUCCCAGCCCAAGGGUCUGGUCCCCAACUAGUGUUCACAAGGUGGAGAUGGGCUUCAAUGGGGGCGGAGGGGCAAACUGA